Molecule: messenger RNA, 414 nt
Organism: Protopolystoma xenopodis
Lineage: Eukaryota; Metazoa; Platyhelminthes; Monogenea; Polystomatidea; Polystomatidae
Source: the annotation of a GenBank genome assembly
AUGGUCAAUUUAGUCCACUUCAUGAGGCGUCUCCAUGGCCCUGAAUUGAGCGGCAGACCGUACUAUCCACCCUCCCCUGGGGGGAUGCAUGUGCUCAUGCCUACCCAGGACUCUCACAUCAGUUCACCUUUUGAGACUGAAAACCUACAACUAGAGGCUGAUCUUCAAGCCAAGGUGGCCAGUCUCCGCUCUCUUUCUCUACACAUAGGUGAUGAGGUGCGUGAGCAGAACAUCUUCUUGGGAAGUAUGACGGACGCCUUUGAACGGUCUGAGGGUCUACUUAGAUCAACAAUGUCACGCCUUGGAGGCCUUAGACGUCACGGGGCUCUCCUAAGCACUGGGCUUUACUGUUACAUUAUUUUGUUUGUCUUAUUUUUUUUCCUUGUUUGUUGGGUUCUUAUUAAAAUAUCUUAG